UUGCUUUAGCAAAUAGAUAUUUUCCUGUUAAUGUUUAUUUUUGAAGUGUAAGGAGCUUGGAGAGUUUAAUAAAUAAUGUGAGAUAAAGCUGACGAUAAGUAAAUUAGAUAAGUGUUGUGAGGAAGAACAGGAAAGGUACCUCUAUGUAUUUAUAGAUAGUAAGAAGAACCCUAAUAUUGAUUAAGAGUGGAAAUGGACAGGUACGUGUUUUUAGCUCUGUUAGUUCUUUAUGAUUGAAGUGAAUUGCAACAGUGGUAAAAAUACAAUAUCCACGCACAUAUGCUAAAAGUGACUCAAUUAGAUUUUCUUACUUGUAUAUAAACAGUUUUCUGAUGCAAAAUAUUGCUGGAUAUUUUAUUGCUGGACAUUUUGCAAUAAAGUUUCCUGAAGCCUUUUCUGUUCUUCCCAAAACACGGUUGUUACAUGCAUGAGGGAACCUUCUGCCAUUAACACAGAGGUGUAACAAUUUGUUUUGGAAGUUAAGUGGGACAGAAACCAUUCCUCUCCUCUCAUGUAAAUCCCAGCCCUUCUCAGCUUUAUGAAAAUGUUUUCUUCAUCCAAUAGAAAUCCACAUGCUUCAGAAUGGUCUGAAUCAAAAAAUAGAUGCCCUGGAUGAGGAAGUUUGCCACAGAUGCAUGAAUGCUGAUACUGCUGUUUGGGACUGGAAGUCAACGAGAUUUCACCUAUUGGAGCAUGGAUUCAAACUCCAGCACUGUGGUUGUAACUGGUUUUGGCCCCUUUAGACAAUACUUGGUUAAUUCUAGCUGGGAAGCAGUGAAGGAGCUUUCCAAGAGAGGCCUUGGAAAGAACAUAGAUCUUCGUAUCAUGCAACUACCAGUGGUUUACCAAAAAGUAAAGGAACAAAUCUUCAGGAUAUGGACAACUCUUCAUCCAAUACUUACUGUUCACGUUGGGCUGGCUUCAUCUGCCAAAGCAAUCAUCAUCCUUGAGCAGUGUGGGAAGAACAAAGGCUAUGAAGAGAUGGAUGCUUGUGGUUUUCACCCAGAAGGUGGCUGUUGCAUGCUAGAUGGUCCGGAAAAGAUUGAAUCAACAAUUAACAUGAAGACUAUCUGGAAAAAUAUUUCAGUGGAUGGAAUUGAUGUCAUCUUUUCCAGAGAUGCGGGAAGGUACCUCUGUGAUUACACCUAUUACACCUCCCUGUAUUAUGGUAGUGGAAGAGCAGCUUUCAUCCAUGUGCCUCCAUUAUCAAAGUCGGUAACAGCAGACUCUCUAGGAAAAGCAUUACAGACAAUCAUCUUAGAAAUGUUAGAACAGUGUGGGGUACGGAGAGAGUAAGGUGGGACGUAAGAAAAAGGGAGCGUUCUUAAAAUGGAAUUUCAUUUCUUUUAAAAGUAGCAAAUCUAGUGAUUAAAGCCCUUCAAGGUUUUACUCCAAGUUAUUUUCAGGGAAAUCUCCUUAUAAAAACCAAACAACUGUUUCAAUCUCAAGGGUGGCAAUUUGUAACACUAAGAUUGCUUUGUUUUAGGAAAACACAAGAAAUAGGACUUAAAAACAGUUACAUAUUUCCUAAAAUCCUUUGAAGGCAGGUUUUAAAAAAUCUAAUUUAAAAAAAAAAAAAAAAGCAGAAUAAAUGUCAAAAGACAUAACUACAGAUUUGUUGCACUGAGAUCCAUUCUUACAUCCAUGAGGGCAUUCAGCAUCUAUACCACAAAGUUCCGAAGUCCCUGUUCAAGUGCAGUGACACAGGUUCAUCUGAUGCAAGGUGCCCAUAUUUAAACUUUAAAUAGGAGGGAAAAAUAAAACACAGGUAGAGAUCCUGUUACGUGGAGAAUUUUUUCAGCUUCUCUAUCUCUUUGAGAGCAGCUGUACGUGCUGGCUUUAACAUACAAAACAGACUACAGAUCUGGGGUGACUUAAAAAGCUGGAACCUGGUGGACCUUGUAAUGCUAUUUGAGUUUCAGCUGCCUGAAAACACCAUUUCCCCCGAAUUCUCAGCAUAUGCCCGAAAGGAAAACACUGCUGUCCUGCCACAAAGCACAACACAAAGACAACAGUCUUUCAGUACAAUGGGUCACGCUAUUCAGGGAUUUAUACACCAAAAUCAACAAGCUAACUUGUCCCAGGAAAGGCAAUCAGUGAAGCACUGUGCAGUGGAAUGUUAUGGCACAUUAUCUUUCUUACAAAACAGGAACCAAAUGAGAUCCCAAGUUGUAAAGCUUGGGACCAGACAGUGACGGAUCACUUCUGAGCUUCUCCCCUGCCAAGCCAGGCUCCUCGGUGUCUCAGAUAUGUCUGAGACAGAAGCACUGCUCUAUUAAGGCUGGGCAAGACAUAGGUUUACAGCGUGUCCUCUUUAGCACACAGGGAAUGUCAGUGCACAGUUUUGCUCGUACCACGACAAUUAUGACAUAAAACUAGCACGUAUUUUUCAAAAACCAUCACCAGAACAGAACAGCAGCAUCUUCAUGUGGACACCUGGGAUUUUUCUAAGGGAAACAGAAGCUCAUCCCUCUAGCGCUGUGUCAGUAAAAAGGACAAGAGACAAGGAUAACCUGAUGGCACGGACACCUGAACAAGCUCUGGGCCACCACUGCACCUCAGCCGAGGCUUUGAUGACAAGACUCAUAGAAACUAAAUGCCAAAUAAUGUUUUGCUAGUUUGCUUGUUGCUAUUUUUCUAACAAACUUAGCAAAAAACUGACAACUUUGUGCUGGAUGUUUGAAUGCCCCAUGUAUGCAUUGCUGUAACAGAAAAUGAAAGGAUUUCCUUCAAAUAAAUAAAUAAAAAUGCUUUCCUUAUUGGAAUGAAUCAAGUCCCACUGAAAAAUGGUCCAAAGGUUAUUGUCAUUGGAUUACAGUGCUUUUGAUUUCAACACAGCAUAACGGCAGUACUGACCUCUAUGAAGAUCGUUUUCAGAGUUGCUCAACUAAUCGCAGCCAAAAGUGCAGAAGAAAAAGUCUUGAAUCUUCUAAGCCGCACUUGCUUUGCAACGAAGAACAAAUUCCAAAAGAGACAAAUGCAUACAGAAUUCUUUUAUUUAACUUAAAUCAGGUAGUACUGAAACUACUAGAAAAAAGCAGAGUAAGAGAAACUAAUGGAGCCUUAGCUUCAGCCAUUCAAAAUAGACAAAGUUUCUUCUUUUCAUAAUGUAAAGAAUCCCGAGUAUAUCGCAAUAACAGGAAUAAAUUCUUACAACAGAAUAUACAAAAACAUUUUGAAUUUUUUUUGUUUUUUUUUUUUUUUAAUCUACUGAUUCAUUUUAAUAUAAACACAGGAAUUUCUUUAGGAAUAAUUUAUACACAGCAAGUCUUUUUUAUGUAAUAAAUUGGCCAUGUUAUUGUUUAAUUUUCUCUUUAAAAAAAUCUAAACAAGAAAACUCGGAAAAAUGUCGUAUUUGCAACUGCAUCCAUUCCUUAGCACUUUCUAGUUUUGUUUUUUGUCCCAGAGGUAGACAAACUCUGGCCAAUCCUUUCAUCUCAAACCUCACUGGUUUAGAAAACAGAAGAGCUGGUCUUUAAAUAGCAUCUAAAUCAUCGUUACGCUUCAGAAAUGCAGUCAGUCAAACUUCAGGGGGAAACAGGGAUCUUCAGCAUUCUUAAAUAAUAAUAAAUAGGGACCUCACUUUGCUUCUUUCAACAAAGCUUCGAAUGGUACUCAGCAUCUUUAGAGGCUGCAUACAAACUUUUAAAGUGAUAAGAAAUACGCAAAUAGUUCUUCAAUAGUAAUUACAAGAACUGCCUUCCCGCUUUCUCUUAUGCAGUCAUUUCCUUCAAACCACCUGGCACUCAUAAAACAGGUACUGAACAGCACGAGUGAGACUGUGUAGCAGCAAAACCCAUUCUGUUUUCCCAACCAGUGAGGUUCUUGUAAUCCAUUAAGUUAACUGCACUAGACAGUAAAGUGAAAUGACCAGUUAAGAUGAUCCCACCCCAACCAGAGGGCUCUGGAAGACCAGGAUACUGAAGAUACAGAACAUUUCCCCAACUUCUUUACUCAUUCGCUUGAUACUGGGACACAAAGCUUGGGCAGGUAGUGGGAGAGGGAUGAGCCUUGAACUGGACAAGUUAGCAAUCCUUUUUUGGCAUAUUGUAAAGCUAGCUAGUAAACUGGUACCAUCAAAGGAAAUGGAUCUCAUACAGACACACGCACACACAGACAGAAAAAGUGCCCUUAAAUUAUAUUUUAGGCAUUAAUAAACUACAAACAUUUUAUAAAAUUAUUCUAUGCACUUACAAAAUGCAAUGAAACGUUUAAUUAGUUCUUGUAAACCAGAUCUUCGUCAACUGACUACCCGUAAUCUACUGGACUUUAAAGCCCUAUUGAAAAUGCUAAUGGAUUACUAAUCAACGUAACGCGUACAAAAAAGAUGGACAUGCACACAUACGCACGCACACAACCUGGUGAUAACCCAGUACUUGCAAGACAAACCAACUGCAGGUUGAGACUGACUCAUACAGACCAAUGUCACAACCACUGAACUCCUGUUACGAAUUUAGCACUUCAGCUGGAAAGUCAGGCUUAUUUACAAGUACCGAUGAUCAGAAUGGUGAUACCUGAGCUCUGCUACUGCCCCACGCACACCAAGCUCAGGAAAUAACUUCAAACUUCUGCCAAGCCCUGUGUCUUCGUAAAUAUCCAUUUCCAAAUCCUUUGUUUCCAGAUGUCCCCAUAUAAACACUUCUCCGUUCUGAUUUACCUGGCUGCGCUCCCUAACAGAGGCUGCUCAUUGCCUCUGAGCAGCCAGUUUUCUGAACUGAGGCAACCUUUGAAGCCCUCCUGCCUAUUUACAGUUCUGUAUCUUCAGCCCCUCUGGCCACAACUGUUUUUUUUCUACAUACCAUACUUAAACUCUCGUCUGCACAACUACUCAUGGGUUAAGUUGCAAUAUCUGGCUUUUAUCACUGGUUAGUAAGGAGUGGACCCUUUGCACCUUCCUCCGCUGUUGUUUAGCCCAGUGAUUAAAUACACUGUUGACAAACAAAAUAAGAACAACAGGAAACAAGUGUUACUUGUACUAGUGGAAUGAAUAGGGUUUAAAUAUAUAUAUAUAUAUAUCUAUAUUAUAGAUAUACAUAUGCAGAUAUCUAUGUCUAUAUAGAUAUAUAUUUAUGGAGUUACACCAACAACGGGAGCGUUGUUCACUUCGAUUGCAUGGAACAACCCUCGGCAGUUCCCAGAGGACCUGACAGCAAUUCUGUCUGGUGACCAGUCGGUCCUGGGCAAACUGGGCUUCACUUGUUUUUAAAGACCAACAGGAGCAUCAGUGCGAACAUGUCUAGAAUCAUACAUCACUUAGAACCAGCUUUAAAGAACAGAGGCAUCACGCUGAGAAAGACCUGGAGACCUGGUGAACACAGGUUGGCCUCCAACUUCCAAUCAUGCUUGGCUUCUGUGUCCAACUCAUCGCAACCUCAAAAGCGCUUCUUAGUACCAAGCAGCUGACGCUUCUGUGCUUACACAGGAGCCACCUUCCUUUGCAACCAAACCACCUUCUGUGUCACUGAGAAGCUUUUAGAUGCGAGUCAGGUGAGAACAAUGGCCCAAGUGCUGAAAUCAAAGCCUGCCCCUACAGUGAUGCCAGUUUGUUAUUCUACUGCAUCGAAACAGCUUGGUAAUGUUUGUCAAAACGCUGGGCUUUGGGGCCGGGUGGGCUUUUGUUUUUCAUUUAUAAGCAAAUUGGAUUCCUCGAACUUUAUUCAAACACAGUCAAAGUUCUGAAUAAAUUUACCAUACCAGACAAGCCAGUGGUCUCAGGAAAGAACAACAUUACAAACCAUAUUAUGACUCUAUCAAGCCAACAUUAAUUCUCAGUUGUUCACAUGCAUAAACAACUUGAUUUACUGUCCAAGGGAAGUCUGCAUGAAAAGCCCGUGUGAAUAAAGCUAUUCAGAAUGCACAAAACACAACAACAACAAAAUAAAAGCGCUAUGGAAACAAAACAGAACAAAAAAGUAAUUAAGCCUGAAUUGCAAACACAGAACACAAUGGUAUCAUGAAGGUGGUUUGGUCCAGGAGAGCUGACUGUCAUCACACAUGCGUACUUUACUUUUAGUCCCAUGACUGUAUUCUACUGAAGUGCUUUUUGAAAUGCCUAUCACGAUGGGUGCUACGUCAUUAGUGUUUUUUCCUAACGCAUUUUUAAACCACCUACAUCAAAUUAUAAGAACCAAUAACUUGGACAGUUUUAACAAAACCCUCCUAGCCAGCUGAAAGAUCUGAGGAUCUCCAGUUGUGGUAAUCAAUAUGUGCAAGUGAGGAGAACAGUCACUACUCCAAAAAGGUCACUGGAAGCUUCAAAGAAAUGCAACGACAAAAAAGAUGACAUGGUAACAACGUUAAAUUUGUUGCUUUUUCGGGGUUUGAGAGAAAGGAUCCCUCCAAAGACAAGCCCCGCAGUACUUAACCACAGCACUGUAUGUUCAAGAGGCCGCAUACAGCUCCAAGCACCGCAUUAUUCAGAUACCACAACCAACACCUGCACGAACAGCUGCCUGAGCUGGAAAAAGAGAAACAUUAUACAUCAUGUUGAUGGCAAGCCUGUGUUAGUCCUGUGUGCUUGUAAACCAGUUACACGCUGUCAGAGGGCAGUUAAAAUUUGAUGGCUGGUCCAUCAGAAUCCACAGUUAUGAAGCAUAUAAACGGGGGAUGAAAAGGGAGCUGACUUUUUUACUGGCACAUCAGAAAAAAAAAUAAUAAUAAUAAAAAAAAAAUCAAUUCUGUUAGUUUUGAAAACAAAAACAAAGCGAUAAAAUAAAAUGAAAUAAAAUCAGUGCUCUCAUUAAACAGAAGCAGCAAAGAUCCAAAGCUGUAAACUCAACGUGGUAUCAUCACCAGGCAGCCCGCAACAGGUUUGUCAUUGUUUUGGUCAAAAAAAGAAAGAGCAGCGCUGUGCUUGAGGAGCCAAACGGGUGCUGAUUCAGCAAAAUGCCUUUUUGGUGCUCGCGGCAUCUGAGGAAAAUUUGCCAGGAGUGACUGAGGCCAAACAGACUGCUCUUCUGAUUCUAGCAAUCCUUCUGGACCUUCCAACAACGUAAACAACUAAUUUCUGUAGCAAAUUUGAUCGAUACUCAUGAUUGAAAGUUCUUGUAUCAGGUCAGCCCUGCACCCACCUAAGAAGCAGCAGCCCUGCCACUGACCUGAGCACUGCCACGACGGCCCACUAAAAAGCCUUCGCGUUUCCUUAAUGAACGGUCAGCUUAAAGUCAGGCAAACUCUCGCAUUUUCCCCACAACAACAAAUUGGAACUGAAAAGGCAAAACUCCUCAGAAUUGAGGCAAAUACUCUGAAGUGACCUUUUGUGAUGAGCAGUGACUGUUCCCCUCCAGAACCUAGAGCAUGUGGUUUAUGGAGUGAGAGGUUACCAGUAUCGACGGCAUUUAUUGGCUGCUGAGAAAUGUGAGAUGUAUUUUUUUUUAUAUAUAUACACACAUAUAAAAAAAUAAGAGUGAGGUAGAUAAAUGUUUGAAAAAAAUCAAAAACUGUCCCCCUGUCAUACUCAAAAACCCUUAUCUCAGUAUUUAGAUUUAUUAUGGGGCAUCUCUACAGUGAUUUAAACUGAUAUCACAAAAAUAAAUAAAAAAUCCUACAUAGAAUACCUUCUUAAUUAAAUUUUUUUGUCUUUUUCGUUUUUAAAAGGGAAAAAUAACUACGGGACAGAGGCGAGAGAAGAUAAUGGGACCUAAACUACACAAGCAAAAAGCACUACAAACUUUUAAAAAUCUCCAGUCAAAACUAGCAAUCAGUAUAUUUUAAUUCUUUGUUCUUACUCAAAGGUUUUAAACGUUUCCAUCCCAGAACCACCUCUUCACUGCCAUCAGUUGGUUGGAUCAGUGCUAAACAAAGGCUUAGAUGCUGUAACUAAGAUGAGCAACUGCUACGACUCCUUGGUUGUAGGCUUUAUGAUGGCCCCCUCCUUCCCUUUUCGCCAAGGCUUCUGCAACCGAACAAACAAGCUCACUCAUUUUCUUUUGUUCUGAGGUUUGGUCUAUGACUUAAGCAACAGGCUUGGACUUGUCCAGGUUUCCAUAGCUGCCAACGCUUAACUCUGUUUGCUAGCCGAGCCGCUGGCCCCAGCUACGUGCUUUCCACCCUACCCCAUGGAAAUGGCAUGCUGUUGUGUGUGGGAGGGUGGGGGGGGAGUUAAUUCUGUAAUCAUGGGGUACAAAAUGCAGCCCAUCGUGUCCUUCUGGAGGGCUUCCUCAUUGGGAAGGCAAAGAGCUGAGGCUGGAGCCAGGUGUUCAAUGGCCACCCAAAAAGUGCCUGGCACCGCCAGCCGCAAUUCAUACAGCUCUUCUUCAAGGGGUGGAAGAGUUCAAAUAGUUGUUUUCAGAAUCAGUGACCCAAACGCCUGGUGUCUGCCGUUGUACCCAACAAACAAAAAGAGCGUGUGUGUACAUGUGUGUCUGUGUGGGAGCGUGUGUGGGGAUGGGUGGGUGCGUGUGUGCCACAACCAAAACAAGCGGGGAGGGAAGGAGGGGCGGGACCCUUGUACAACAAUGAAUAUAAACACUGAACAAGAAUGUACUAAAUAUUUAACCUUUUUUUUUUUUUUCUGACCUGAGUUUGUAUCAUGCCUUGCACUGUAACAGACUCGCAUGCUGUCUGGGCAGAGGUUCGUGGGAAGGAAGGAAAACUGGGUCUGACAAACACCACACCGCUGCUGGAGCGUUCGGUGUGGGGCGUCCCUUCUUUCUCCAUGUCUUCCUCAAAAGCCCUGCGACCCACACAGCCAAGAUGCUGUAAAACAACUAAUGGAAAAAAUAAAAAUAAUAAAAUAAAAUAAAAUGAGGAGAAAAUGCAUUUAUAAAAAGGCAUUAAACAGUUCAUGGCAAAUCAUA
Molecule: messenger RNA, 8798 nt
Organism: Coturnix japonica (Japanese quail)
Lineage: Eukaryota; Metazoa; Chordata; Aves; Galliformes; Phasianidae
Gene: PGPEP1L
Product: pyroglutamyl-peptidase I like
Biological process (GO): proteolysis
Cellular component (GO): cytosol
Molecular function (GO): pyroglutamyl-peptidase activity
Source: RefSeq, a predicted model, not a curated record